Tripterygium wilfordii is the source of this 453-nucleotide messenger RNA. RefSeq lists its product as uncharacterized. The transcript has a single exon. Bases 1 to 453 code for a protein of 150 amino acids. Lineage: Eukaryota; Viridiplantae; Streptophyta; Magnoliopsida; Celastrales; Celastraceae. The record is from RefSeq and is a predicted model, not a curated record.
AUGGCUCAAACCACACAAUCCAACACCGAAAAGCCUAAAAACGUCGGUCACGGAGUCAAGGACAUGGUCUCUGCAUUAACUGACCACAUUUCUGGUCUUCACAAGCCUGGUUCAAGCCACCAGCAUCAUGAGGAUGAAGAUGGGCAUGGAGUGAGAAUCAUCACACUUGCUGGAACAAACGCUGGUGCAACAAUGAGAAGUGAACUGCAGGACGACAAGGACUUGUCGAUUGGCGAUCAGCCUGAACCGAUGAAUACUUAUGUGAACAGCAACUUUCAAGCUGUGAACAAUUCAAUUAUGAUGGAGAGCAGCUAUAGCACCAAUGAUCCAGGUGUUCAUAUGGAAGUCUCGGAUAUCUUCGAGCAGAAGCACGGUGGCGGAAAGAUGGAGAAACAUGGGAAGAAGGAGAAAGAGGCCUUCAAAAGGGAUCAGCAGACUGACCAUUCUGAUUGA